CUUCUUAUCUACAAAAAUGAUGAAGUUUUCUUCUAUUCUUGUGCUUUUCUUUAUUUUCCCGAUCGCAUUUGCUCAACUACGGGUCGGGUUUUAUAGCCGGUCAUGCCCUCAAGCCGAGACCAUCGUACGCAAUCUUGUGCGCCAACGGUUUGGUGUUGACCCAACAGUCACAGCCGCUUUGCUCCGUAUGCAUUUCCACGACUGUUUCGUUAGGGGCUGCGACGCUUCCCUUCUCAUUGACGCACCCAACUCUGAGAAAACGGCCGGACCAAACGGAAGCGUUAGAGAAUUUGCUUUGAUCGACCAGAUCAAGGCUCAGCUAGAGGCCGCAUGCCCCUCCACGGUCUCAUGCGCUGACAUCAUCACACUAGCCACACGUGACUCCGUGGCCUUAGCCGGAGGCCCAAGCUACAGCAUUCCCACGGGAAGGCGCGAUGGUUUGGUCUCAAACGAUGUUGACGUCGCCCUUCCGGGUCCAACAAUCUCCGUCGCCGGAGCCGUCAGUUUGUUCACGGACAAAGGGAUGAACGUGUUCGACGCUGUGGCUCUUAUUGGUGCACAUACCGUUGGUAAGGGAAACUGUGGUCUAUUCAGUGACAGGUUCACGAAUUUCCAAGGAACCGGACGACCUGACCCGGCCAUGGACCCAGCUUUGGUUUCCAGUUUAAGGAACACAUGUGCAAACAGCGCGACAGCUUCUCUAGACCAGUCGACUCCACUAAGGUUCGACAACCAAUUCUUCAAGCAGCUCCGUAAAAAGAGAGGAGUGUUCCAGGUUGACCAGCGUCUCGCGACAGACCGACAGACUCGUGGUGUUGUGGCUCGAUAUGCAAACAACAAUGCUUUCUUCAAACGUCAGUUUGUUAGAGCAAUGAUAAAGAUGGGAGCCGUUGAUGUGCUUACCGGUAGUGCUGGUCAAAUCAGGAGAAACUGCAGGAGAUUCAACUAAUGAGUUUGAUGAAUUACUACCAAGUGUGGAGAUCAUUAUAUUUGAAACAUAUUGUUUCAAAUCUUAUUUGUGUUUCUAAAUAUUUUUUGUUUUGUUGGGGUUUUCUGAUUAAAUAAGGUUUUGUGGAUUGGAUUUACGGUUUUAAUUCUCGAAAAACAUAACUAUAUGCUGGUCUAAUAUGGAGGAUGUAUCUUAUUCCCAUGCGAUUAUUUUGUGGUA
This is a messenger RNA of Brassica oleracea var. oleracea, 1168 nucleotides long. RefSeq names its product peroxidase 57-like. NCBI's taxonomy places the organism in Eukaryota, Viridiplantae, Streptophyta, Magnoliopsida, Brassicales, Brassicaceae. Gene Ontology annotation, biological process: response to oxidative stress; hydrogen peroxide catabolic process. Gene Ontology annotation, cellular component: plasmodesma; plant-type cell wall. Bases 17 to 949 code for a protein of 310 amino acids. Gene Ontology annotation, molecular function: peroxidase activity; heme binding. The transcript is spliced from 3 exons. The record is from RefSeq and is a predicted model, not a curated record.